This is a messenger RNA of Pyrus x bretschneideri (Chinese white pear), 1042 nucleotides long. RefSeq names its product vacuolar protein sorting-associated protein 2 homolog 3-like. The record is from RefSeq and is a predicted model, not a curated record. The coding region runs from base 128 to 766 and encodes 212 amino acids. Lineage: Eukaryota; Viridiplantae; Streptophyta; Magnoliopsida; Rosales; Rosaceae. Gene Ontology annotation, biological process: late endosome to vacuole transport; endosome transport via multivesicular body sorting pathway; protein transport. The transcript is spliced from 11 exons. Gene Ontology annotation, cellular component: ESCRT III complex; multivesicular body.
GCCUAUAUGAAAAAUAGGAAAACACCCCACAGACACCUUCUCCUCCCUACUUGGACCUCUCUCUCUCUCUCUCUAAAAUCUGCAACUCGAAGAAGAAAUCUCUGCGAUUCGUGCAGCUGUCUGCACCAUGAACAUGUUCAGUAAGAAACCCACGGCCAAAGAGGCUCUUCGGGAGAGCAAGAGAGAAAUGGCUAAUGCUACUAGAGGGAUAGAGAAGGAAAUUGGAGCAUUGCAGUUAGAAGAAAAGAAGCUUGUCGCUGAGAUAAAGAGAACAGCUAAAACCGGAAACGAGGGAGCAACUAAAAUACUAGCCAGGCAGCUAGUCAGGCUUAGGCAACAGAUAGCUAACUUACAAGGAAGUCGAGCUCAAAUGAGAGGAAUAGCAACUCAUACGCAGGCAAUGCAUGCUCAGUCCUCAGUUGCUGUUGGCAUGAAAGGUGCUAGUAAGGCAAUGGCAGCUAUGAAUAAGCAAAUGGCUCCCGCAAAGCAAGCAAAGGUGAUACGCGAGUUUCAGAAGCAAUCUGCGCAGAUGGAUAUGACUACUGAAAUGAUGUCCGAUGCCAUAGAUGAUGCCUUGGAUAAUGAUGAGGCGGAAGAGGAAACUGACGAGCUGACAGAUCAGGUGCUGGAUGAAAUUGGCGUUGAUGUCGCCUCGCAGCUUUCAGCAGCUCCCAAAGGAAAAAUUGCAUCAAAGAACGCUGAGGGUGUUAGCAGUUCCAGCGUUGCUGAUCUUGAGAAAAGAUUGGCAGCUCUUAGAAAUCCAUGAGCCGAGGAUUGGAAAUUAGAGAGUCUCUUUCUUUCCUUUUUUCUUUUCUUUCCCAGAGUCGAAUAUUGACUUCGUGCAAGGAUUCACAUUGUAAAUAUUUUGUUAGUGAUGUUGUCCUCAGCGAUCAUCCAUUUCAGCGUCGCUGCAUACAUAGAAGCUAAGGGUUAUACGCUCUAUGACUUUGAAAGUGCGACGAUGCUAAUGUAUGAAUUUCUUCUUCUAUCAUGAACGGAGGACAGAUUUUUGAAUUUACUGGACCGGACAGUUUCGAACUUU